UGAAGAUACAUUGGAUAACUUCUUGCAGUUAAUAUUCCUUUGUGGAAUUUUCACAGGUAUACAGGCUGCUGUAUAUUUUUUGAAGGACUGCAAAUUAACCUUGUCUUUCUGCUCCUGAGAAGUUCCCAGCCAUAUCUAAUUCUAAUUCUCUAUAUAAACCAAGUGUGCAGUUAUGUACCAGAAUAUGGCUAAGCCCUUCCUUUCUGGCUGCCCACUUCGAUUUUUGGCCAUGGGUCUACUAGCAAUGUUUUUUUGUGUUAGUACUGUGGAAAAUGAGGAACGUGAAAACAGAAGGAACCAGGAAAAGACAUCCCGAUGGAAUGAAACAAGCAGUCUUCCCUUGUCAUCAUCCCAGGAUUCAGAAAAUACUGCAGAAAAGAUUCGUAGCUCUGAUUCUCGGAAUGCCUGGAUGCUCCUUGUGAACAACGAGGUGAGGAGCAAAAAAAUGAAUAAAAAUAAGUCCAGAAAGAUUAAGUUUGCCAUUCCAGGCCCGUUGGAGCCUGCAGAACCCCCACAACUUCCUCAAGAUACUAUUACUCAGGAGGAGUUGCUGAGAGAAUUCCAGCUGCUGCUCAAAGGAAUAAUCAGGGAGCAAGAAAGGAUCAAUGUGAAAACCACCAGCAAAAACUGCCAGCAUGGAGAAGAUAGCGAUGGAAAAGAAGAGAAUUUAUUUCCCCAGAUAAGCAUCCCUCUGAUAAAAAGCAGGGAGCAAGGACGAGUUGAAGCAGCAUUCCACUGCCAGACCCGGAAGAAUAUUUCAGUAAAUCGACGAUCCCUUCAAGAACUUCAACUUUAUUACAUACCUAAAAAAGAGGAGCUAUUCCAUCGUGGCCUAGGUCUAAACCUUAACAAUGGUCAAUAUAUGGCCCCUGUCAGUGGAUAUUACAUUUUCAGUGCCAGACUGUAUGUUGUUCCUGAAAUCCAUUCCAAAAGAUGCCAGCCACGGGCCCGAGAUCGCCUGCGCUUGCUGAUCUGUGUUGAGUCACUCUGCCGCCAGAAAAGUUCUCUGGAAACAGUCAGCACUUUGGACAAAAGCAGUGAAUAUUUCACUAUUUCAGUCAGUGGAAUUCUCUUUCUGCAGGCUGGCCAAUAUGCUUCAGUUUUCGUAGAUAAUGCUACAGGAUCUUCCUUCAUUGUACGAAGUGGGUCAGACUUCAGUGGUGUCCUCUUGGGUAUCUGAGUGACCCAGAGCUGCUUAUUUUUAAGCUGAAAUCCUGCCUUUAAUCAGCUCUAAGCUAAGCCUCUCUUUUUUGGUCAAGUGAAGUUGGACUCCCUAGAAGGAAGCACACCCUUCUGAAAAAUCUGAUUGUAGAAAGAGUUCAGCAUGUGGCAAAACAUCCAAAGGAAGCAAGACCACAAGUGACAUUUGACUGAAGAUAACAUAUAUUACUCUAGCACGAAAGGUCUGAAAUUUGACCCUUCAGUUUUCUAGUUUACUUUUGGAGGUGGCUCUCAACCCUACUUGAAUCCUGAAAAUAUACAUUACAUGCUGUUCCUGCCACAACAGAAUGAUUUUGUCAAAAGUUUAUAUUUCCUGAAGAUACUAUCUUAUCAGCUCAUAGUCUUUCAUUAAGGAUAUCAAAUACUCCUACCCACUCUGCAUAUAUGUUCUUACAGAAAUCCUCAUGUGUCUAAGUUUUUGUUCAUUUUAUCCUACCUUUUUUCCAAGAGCUCAUGAUGAUAAACUCUCUCCUCCAAUAAUCACCCCCACCAAUAUCUUUAUGUUGGGCUGAAAGUUCAUGUCAGGCCUAAAGGUACCUCAUGAGCUUCCAUAAUAGAGGAUGGACUUCAGUAUGAAUCUUCCUGGCCCCAUGUCUAAACCACUGCCCUACUUUAACCAACUUGUGAAAUGUCCUGCUUUGUAUGGUACUCCCUGCCUGAUGACACUCUACACAUUACGUAAAUUACCAUCAACCACAUUUGGCACAGUUAUUAUAGUAGUACUGGGUUGCUUAUAAAUGCUGCUAACCCUAUAACCUGUUGCCUUAAAUCCAUCAGAUUACAUUGUUUUGAUGCACUAAUUCCAAUUAAUGGAGGAAGGACAGAUGCUACUCAUUUUGCAUUUAAUUCCUAAUUUUAUCAGAACAAGUUUAUAAAGUUACAUGCUCAGGCAUCCAUUGAUGGCCUGAUACAGUGAGGGAACUUCUCUUUCGGAGUAAUGGUCUUUACGUUCUUUGAGGCUACCAGAACUGUAGGGUGAUAUCCAAGAAAACCAACACAGCACAGCACCACCCUCUAGUCCUACAGCCACACUGGCACGUAGGCAGAUUUUUAAGCCAUUUCUCUAUUUUAAUUUAUGUAUCAGAGAAAUGCAGAGGACACACCCUUAUCUAUUUCAGCCUGAGAGUCACUUAUGUAACUGCUGCUUUUUCAUAAUCAUUUUCUACAAGCAAAUGCAGAAAUUUUUUUUAGCAAAAUAGAUGGUGAAAGAAAAGAGACUUACAGGCAGCAGGCAGGCAUCAGCUCAGUUUUGAACACAAGUUGGCUUCUAGGUCCUCAGUAAUCCACGUAUGGGCAAGUCCUAGUUCAAGUUAGAUCAACUCAAAUAUUCAGGAAACUCAGGAAUCGUGGCAUCUUUGGGUCUUCCUUUCCCUAAAAACACCCAACUACGAGGCCCAGGACUGCUAGUGAUUCUUGAUGAUAAUCCAACUUUCUACAUGCAAGAGUUUUUUUUUUUUCCUUUUCCAUAUAGACGAAUUUCUAAUAAGCUACUGCUCAGAAUUUGAAAAGAAAGAACAUAAGAAUAGGAGAAAGCCAGAAUUCAAUGCCACUUCUAAAGACCACCAGAGGGCAGAAGCAUCUGCAGAACAUUUAGAGUUCUAGGCACCAAACUGAUUAAGCUAAGGACUAUAAUAGUUCUAUUUUAGGAAAAGCACAUUCUCAGUAAGUUGUGCACCCACCCUUCUUAUUCUGGAAAUGCUAAUGGCUUGAUAAGGCCAAGGUACUGCCCUGCAGCACAAUCAAUCAUACGCAAAUUGCAGCUCUCUUAUAUACUUACAUAUUUACUAAUGUAUGGGGGGGGGCAU
Messenger RNA from Python bivittatus (Burmese python), 3026 nucleotides. It is a transcript of the gene ERFE, whose product is annotated as erythroferrone. Gene Ontology annotation, molecular function: hormone activity. Gene Ontology annotation, biological process: negative regulation of gluconeogenesis; positive regulation of D-glucose import across plasma membrane; positive regulation of insulin receptor signaling pathway. The record is from RefSeq and is a predicted model, not a curated record. Lineage: Eukaryota; Metazoa; Chordata; Lepidosauria; Squamata; Pythonidae.